Molecule: messenger RNA, 1095 nt
Organism: Gossypium arboreum
Lineage: Eukaryota; Viridiplantae; Streptophyta; Magnoliopsida; Malvales; Malvaceae
Product: WAT1-related protein At4g15540-like
Exons: 5
Coding region: 181-876 (231 amino acids)
Cellular component (GO): plasma membrane
Molecular function (GO): transmembrane transporter activity
Source: RefSeq, a predicted model, not a curated record
AUAUUUCUACCUUGGCUCUAGAUUGUUCCUUAUUGGGCUUAUUGGGUAUGUGUUCAUAUAUUUUCUUUCGCCAAUUUGAAGAUGGAAAUGUGAAAAUUAAGAUUUUUCUCGGGCAGGUUUUUAGCUCAAAUAUGUGCAUACAAAGGUAUAGCUUAUAGCUCCCCAACUCUAGCUUCUGCAAUGAGCAAUCUGGGACCAGCUUUUACCUUCAUACUUGCUAUGCUUUUCAGAUUGGAAAAAGUAGCCUUAAGAAGCUCAAGCAGUCAAGCUAAAAUCAUGGGGACCAUAACAUCAGUAUCAGGAGCAUUACUAGUUGUUCUUUACAAAGGCCCCAAAGUUUUACUUCAGAGCCCCCUGGAAAGUUCAGAGGCAAAUUGGAUCAUUGGUGGGAUCUUACUCUUUUUUGCUUAUCUUCUGUUUGCAAUCCAGAUGAUUGCUCAGACCCUAGUUAUGGAGAUUUACCCAGCUGAGUUGAUGGUUGCAUUGUUUUACAACUUAUGUGGGGCAAUGGUAUCUGCACCAGUUUCCUUAAUACUAGAAUUUGAUUUGAGUUCCUGGAUGCUAAGGCCUGGUGUUGCAGUUGUAGCAGUCCUAUACUCAGGUGCUAUCCAAUCCUUUAUGACACUUGUGAUGACAUGGGGCCUCCAUUUGAAAGGACCUGUCUACAUUGCAAUUUUCAGUCCACUAUCUAUUGCCAUUGCUGCUUUUAUGAGUGCCAUUUUCCUAGGUGAUUCUUUACAUCUUGGAAGCAUAAUAGGAGCAACUAUUAUAUCAAUGGGAUUUUAUGCUGUAAUAUGGGGACAAUCAAAAGAAGAUGAAAGGGUUUCAUCUAAUGGUAAGGCUCCUCUCUUGGAAGUGGAAGACUGCGAAGAAUAGCUAAAAUGAUUCAUGAAAUCAUCAAAAAGACUUGUUCAAUGUCAAUUGCAAUAUGAAAACACCAUUUGGUGUUUUAAGUUCCCUCAAAUUUUGGAUUAAACCAGGUCCAAUGGGUUAUUUUUAUGUGUUUUUUUUUAUUAGAUAAUAUCAUAGUGGGGGUGUGAAUUUGAACUUGUAUUGUAUAAAAAAUUAAAUAAACAAAGUUUGAGGUUUAUUUAA